Pistacia vera is the source of this 1216-nucleotide messenger RNA. RefSeq names its product putative tRNA (cytidine(32)/guanosine(34)-2'-O)-methyltransferase. Bases 138 to 1088 code for a protein of 316 amino acids. Gene Ontology annotation, biological process: cytoplasmic translation; tRNA methylation. Lineage: Eukaryota; Viridiplantae; Streptophyta; Magnoliopsida; Sapindales; Anacardiaceae. Gene Ontology annotation, cellular component: cytoplasm. Gene Ontology annotation, molecular function: tRNA methyltransferase activity. The transcript has 12 exons. The record is from RefSeq and is a predicted model, not a curated record.
UUUUUGUAACUUGCAACAACCGUCGCCGUCUUCGCUUAUAUGCGAGGCUUGCUUUCUGUGUUUUCGAAGAACUUUACUGCUCCAAAGAAGGAAGAGAACUUUUAGAAGAGUUUUCUUUUACACCAGGAGCUUAAAACAUGGGCAAGGCUUCGAGGGACAAGAGGGAUAUCUAUUAUCGAAAAGCAAAAGAAGAAGGUUGGCGGGCUAGAAGUGCUUUUAAGCUCCUUCAGAUAGAUGAAGAAUUCAAUAUAUUUGAAGGAGUGAAACGUGUGGUAGAUUUAUGUGCUGCCCCUGGUAGCUGGAGUCAGGUUUUGAGUCGUAAAUUAUAUCUCCCAGCAAAGUUUUCGCCUGAUUCAAGGGAUAAUGAUCUUCCUCUCAUUGUGGCCAUCGAUUUGCAACCUAUGGCUCCAAUUGAAGGUGUUAUUCAAGUGCAGGGUGAUAUAACUAAUGCGCGAACAGCUGAAGUGGUUAUUAGACAUUUUGACGGCUGCAAAGCUGACUUGGUUGUGUGCGAUGGUGCUCCUGAUGUCACUGGCCUUCAUGACAUGGAUGAAUUUGUUCAAUCCCAACUCAUACUAGCUGGUUUAACAAUUGUUACCCAUGUACUUAAAGAAGGUGGUAAAUUUAUUUCAAAGAUAUUUCGUGGAAAAGAUACAAGUCUCCUAUACUGUCAGUUGAAAUUAUUUUUUCCUGUCGUGACCUUUGCAAAACCAAAAAGCAGUCGCAAUUCCAGCAUAGAGGCAUUUGCUGUUUGUGAAAAUUAUUCCCCUCCUGAAGGAUUUAACCCAAAAGACCUGCACCGUCUUUUGGAAAAGGUGGGAAGCCCCUGGGGAGGAGAUGAUCAAGAUUGCAGUAGUGGGGGGUUGGAAGGGCCGAAUAAGGUGUACAUCCCAUUCUUAGCCUGCGGGGACCUUAGUGGCUAUGAUUCUGACCGUUCGUAUCCGCUGCCGAAAGUUGCUGAAGGAACCUACCAGAGCUUGGACCCUGUACAACCCCCAAUUGCCCCUCCUUAUAAGAGAGCUCUUGAAAUGAAAAAGGCUUCCAGUCAAGGUAUCCGAGAGCUUGAAAAGCUUUCCUUGGAUUCUUGAUAAUGCCUUUUACUGUUGCUUUUUUCAUUUAUGGGCCAGAAAAUUUUGAAACAGUUAGAUUUGUGUUAUUAUGUGGACCGCCAAAAUUAUUUGAUGCAAACUAUAUACCUUUCUUGUUGUAUAAACAA